CUUUUGAUAAGUUAUAAAAUGGGCACUGAAACAGACGUUAUUUCAUUCACCUUCUGAUCAAAGAUGGAUCUGCAAAUCUCAGUUUUUCUUCUCUUCAUUCUUUUCACUGCAGGACACUCUCUCAGCUGUUAUGAGUGCAAUGGUCUGACAGGUUCUUGUGCGGGACAAACGGUAAAAUCAUGUCCCAUUGGAUCUUCCAAGUGCAUGAGUUUGACAGCGAUAACACAAGGUGCUGAAAUUAGUGUAAAAGUGAAGAUUAAAGAUUGUGCUCCUGCCUGUCAAAGUGGAUCCAUGAACUUCGGCAUUUCAACUGUGACUUCUUCCUGCUGUGACACGGACUUGUGUAACGUCCGAGAUGCUCCAGAUCACUCUAAUGUCCCCAAUGGAAAGAAAUGUUACUCCGUUGAUUUACAGAACCGCACAACCAUAUUGAGCUGUUCAGGAACUGAAGACCGCUGCAUUAAAGCAACAGGGACUUGGGGAGUUGUUGUGAAAGGCUGUGCCUCUAAAUCCAUUUGUGACGCCACAUCACCAGUUCCUAAUGUUUAUGGCAUCUCAUGUUGUGAGGGGAACCUGUGUAACGGUGCUCAGAGUGUCUCCCAGAGCUUCCUGUUCCUCUGCUGUUCUCUGCUCUCCUACUUCCUGCUGCACUGAAUCCAGCAGCUCGUCAUCCUACAAUCAGACACACUGUACUGAAUAUAUACUCUUUAUUUUCUCUGUACUAUCUUUGGUGUUCUGAUGUGAUGAACUGAAUUUAUACAGGAAAAUGUAUCACCUUAUUUCAGGGUUCAUAUUUAAAUCUUCAUGCAGUAAAAAAUUUAAAAGAAAGUAGAAAAGAAAAAAGUAUUAAAUCAUCAUCAUGUCCAGAAGAAA
Messenger RNA from Megalobrama amblycephala (Wuchang bream), 873 nucleotides. Its product is annotated as urokinase plasminogen activator surface receptor-like. The coding region runs from base 64 to 654 and encodes 196 amino acids. The record is from RefSeq and is a predicted model, not a curated record. The transcript is spliced from 5 exons. Lineage: Eukaryota; Metazoa; Chordata; Actinopteri; Cypriniformes; Xenocyprididae.